This is a messenger RNA of Hydractinia symbiolongicarpus, 1980 nucleotides long. Its product is annotated as latrophilin receptor-like protein A. Gene Ontology annotation, molecular function: G protein-coupled receptor activity. Gene Ontology annotation, cellular component: membrane. Gene Ontology annotation, biological process: cell surface receptor signaling pathway; G protein-coupled receptor signaling pathway. The coding region runs from base 564 to 1880 and encodes 438 amino acids. Lineage: Eukaryota; Metazoa; Cnidaria; Hydrozoa; Anthoathecata; Hydractiniidae. The record is from RefSeq and is a predicted model, not a curated record. The transcript has a single exon.
UAAAAUGUUGGAAUUCCUCGUAUCACAUAAAUGUGGUUAAAAAUGUAGUUAUGAUCGGCACACCAGAACAACUGAGCAACCAAACACGUGAAGUUAACCUUAUUGAACACAUUGAAUAGAUAGUCAACAUGUAACAACUAAGCAAGUACUGAACCGGUAAAAUAGAAGAACUUCAACAACAUUGAUUGUUAGGUGCAUUAUUUCGUGUUGUAAAAAAAAGCGUGCACCAACAUUUUGAAUUCAUUUGCUAUUUUUGACAUAAACGUUCGUUUUAGUUUUUUGUUAUCAAAAAAUUGUGGUUUGAAUAUAUACGUGUUAAAUUUUUUGUCACUUCUACGUAAUGAAUUACAGGUGUUUAACACAGCGAAAAUAUGGCAAUGAUCAACCGCACACAACAGUUGGAAAUUUUUGUUUAAAUUAUUAAAUUCCUUUUAUAAAAACUCCAGCAGCUGGUUGGACCACUUGCUCGGAAAAGGAAGCAAAGAACAAAAUUUUUGGACUGUUGUUUAUAUCGCUGGUUGUGACUUUGAAAAGGAGAAGAUAUACAUUCAUACAGGUAAAAAAUGGAGACCUUGUUUCAAAUUACUUUGGUUUUGCCCAUCCUGUCACUUUCAACAUGUCAACAUUCUGUUAUUGAUUGCAGUGGACCUACGGAUGAACAAAUUAUGAAUUAUACUUUAAGUAAAUAUGGAAUAAAUGAAUCUCUGCUCACCAAUAAAAGUUUAUUCCAUAAAGAUUUCAUCUGGAAGAUACAGAUGGCUAUUCUUAAUCUAAUGACGGAUAGCCUUUGUUUAUACCAUGUAUCUCAUGACAGUAUGUAUGUUUGGUCACUGCGUGUAUUGAACGAAGAGAUUACAAAGAACUGCGAAAAAAGUGGAGGAGAGUUUAUAGAACGAACGGGAAUCUGUAUGUUAUCCAAUGGUACGCACAACUUUUCCAUCCCAAUGAAGAAUUUGAUAGAUUCUAAGAUUUCUUAUGCUGUUGGAAUCGGUGGAAAUAUCUUUAGUACAAUAACAUUGAUUAUUUUGCUGGCCACGUACUUCUUGUUUUCUGAAUUGAGAACAUUGCCAGGUAAAAAUAUCAUGGCGCUAUCCUGUUGUGUUCUUAUAGUUCACACACUUCAAUUGGUGAUAACAAUUGGAAUCCAUGGUGGUUUUUGUAUUGCAAGUGGAAUAUUACUGCAUUUUGUGAUGUUGAAAAGUUUCUCGUGGAAAGCAAUAUCAUCAUUUGAUUUGUGGUAUACGUUUUCAAGGAAUUUCUUAAGAGAUAACCAAUGGAAGAGAAAGCAAUUUAAAUAUUAUCUCAUCAUCUCCUUUGGUUGUAGUGGUUGUGUAAUAUUUAUAUCACUAAUGUUGGAGUACGCAGGAAAUUGUGGAAUGGGAUAUGGCGCGCAUAAUCAUUGCUUCAUUACAAAACUACUUCCACAUUUUCUUCUUUUUAUCCUUCCAAUUUUGUUAAUCGUUAUAUGCAAUAUUUUUGCUCUAAUUAUUACCAUCCGAAACAUUUCUAAGGCUAAGAAAUCCACUAAAAUGGCUCACCAGUCUUCACACAAUGACGUCAUGUUUCUUUCAAGAAUGUUCAUCAAGAUAUCGAUAGUCAAUGGAACAGGAUGGUGUUUCGGGUUGCUAGGUGCAUUUAUUGCGUCUUCGUUUUGCAUGUACAUAUAUCUCAUCGUUGUUAACUUUCAAGGAUUUUUCAUUUUUUUAGCAUUUUGCGUCAACAGAAGAAUACUUAAGCUUUAUUGUCAAAAAUACAGACACUUUGGAGUUGAUGUUGUUUUUACGACUUUUAGUCACGAGACACGCAAAACGCACGAAAUACAGGGUACCCACGGUAUGCACGAUAUCACCAAGGGUAAUCGGUCAGAAUCUUCCAUUUAGAUUUUUUAUUUUCAGUAAAACAAAUUGUAAACAUUGCUUGCUUCAUGUAAAUAUUUGUAAAAUGCAGUUUUUUCUACCUUUUUGAUGAAGCUGGAUUGAU